Messenger RNA from Papaver somniferum (opium poppy), 697 nucleotides. RefSeq names its product MLP-like protein 43. The transcript has 2 exons. Gene Ontology annotation, biological process: defense response. NCBI's taxonomy places the organism in Eukaryota, Viridiplantae, Streptophyta, Magnoliopsida, Ranunculales, Papaveraceae. The record is from RefSeq and is a predicted model, not a curated record. The coding region runs from base 37 to 378 and encodes 113 amino acids.
UCCUUGCCACCUUAAUUUCUAGGAUUUAUAUAUAAAAUGGCUCAACUUCAAAAACUUGAGCUUGUGCAUGAGGUCAAGUGCUGUCCAGACAAGUUAUAUCGUAUGUUCACUCGUGAUGCACCCCAACUAUCAAAGUAUCUUCCUAAAGUGGUUCAAAGCGUUCAAGUUAUCGGAGUGGGUGAAAUCCGUCUAUGCACUGGCUUUGUGUGGAAAUUUGUAGCUGGGGGUGGAUCAACGAUCUCGACCAAGGAGAAGAUAACGGCGGUCGACAACAAAAAUAGGUCAAUUACAUUUACUGUCUUGGAAGGAGAUGUCAUGGAAGACUUUAAAAAUUUCAGUUUCAAAUUGGAUAUUACUUCCCAAGACUGGUACUGCUGAUGGUAAAAGUUUGGUUAAGUGGUCCGUAGAGUAUGAAAAACCUAAUGAAGCUGUGUUUGAUCCGGUAGGAAUUCUCCAGGCAUGUGAAUUAGCUAGUAUUGGAAUGGAUCUCCAUUUGCUUAAGCAAGCAUAGACAGGAUACGCAUGCAAUUUGUAGAAAAUUGAUGAUGUUGUGUUGUUUAAAAAGUAAAAACCAGGUGUGUCUAAAUAAAGGCUGAUUAAUCUAUAAUCAAUAUCUAAAUAAACAACGCGCAAAUGGGGAUACGUUUUUUAAUUUGGAGAUAUGAAUUACUAUCCCCAUCCAAUAGUUUCUGCUAAG